This is a messenger RNA of Onychostoma macrolepis, 5667 nucleotides long. It is a transcript of the gene per2, whose product is annotated as period circadian clock 2. The record is from RefSeq and is a predicted model, not a curated record. Gene Ontology annotation, molecular function: transcription cis-regulatory region binding; transcription corepressor binding. Gene Ontology annotation, biological process: circadian regulation of gene expression; entrainment of circadian clock by photoperiod; negative regulation of transcription by RNA polymerase II. Gene Ontology annotation, cellular component: nucleus; cytoplasm. Lineage: Eukaryota; Metazoa; Chordata; Actinopteri; Cypriniformes; Cyprinidae. The transcript is spliced from 24 exons. Bases 272 to 4531 code for a protein of 1419 amino acids.
AUCCAGGGCAGCGGUGUGAGAGAGCUUUCAACGCUGAAGUGUGUCAAACUGAUGCUGCGGCUUGACUGGAAUUUCAGGAAUAUUAUUUUAUUUAGCCGGACUUUCAGCCGAACAGGACGGAAACCAGCUUUGAGACGUUCAUCCUGUACGAAAAGGAAGACGUGUUUAAGUUAUCAGAAAUCUGAGCAUCGUCUACAUUCCCUCUGUACGUCCCACCAUGAAGAUAUGGUGAUGAUCUGGCUCCUUGCUUCACUUCUUCAAACCAUUUCCAAUGUCUGAGGACUCAGAAUCCAAACCGUACCUGUUCUCCUCCUUGGAGGGGCAGAGUGAAGCAGCCGGAUGCAGUUCAAUGUCGACGCUGCAUCGUAUGGGUAGUUUCGUGGAGGGAGCCGAACUUGGCCUGGCAUCUGAAGGUAGCGACAGCAGCCAAGACCCUCGUGCUUCUCCCCACAACAGCCGGAAGAUGGCACAUUCCCUCCACGAGGAUGUGGAGAUGAAGAGCAGCGGGUCCAGCGGGAGUGGAACUGAGUCCCAUGGCAAUGAGUCCCAUGGUAAUGAUUCCCACGGAAAUGAGUCUCAUGGCAAUGAGUCUUCUGGGAGCUCCAAUAGCCGAAGCAAGGACUCGGCACUAUUAGAGUCAUUGGGGAGUAACAAAAGCUCCAACUCUCAUAGUCCUUCACCACCCAGCAGCACAAACGCCUUCAGCCUUCUGAGUGCCAGUUCAGAGCAGGACAACCCGUCUACCAGCGGCUGCAGUAGUGAAGAGUCCGCCAAGGCGAAGACGCAGAAAGAGUUGCUUAAAACUUUGAAAGAGUUGAAGCUUCAUUUGCCGCCGGAAAAGCGAAACAAGGGCAGCAAGUCAACGACGCUCAACACUCUGAAAUAUGCCCUACGCUGCGUCAGACAGGUGGAAGCAAAUGAAGAAUACUACCAGCUGCUUAUGAUUAAUGAUAGUCAGCCAUCAGGGCUUGACGUUUCAUCAUAUACCAUAGAGGAGAUAGACAGCAUCACCUCUGAAUACACCCUCAAAAACACAGAUAUCUUUGCAGUGGCAGUGUCACUCAUCACUGGGAAGAUUGUCUAUAUUUCAGACCAGGCUGCCUCCAUCUUGAAUUGCAAACGGGACGUGUUCAAGAAUGCUAAGUUUGUGGAGUUUCUUACACCGCAGGAUGUUAGCGUGUUUUAUAGUUUCACCACACCAUACAGGCUUCCGUCCUGGAGCAUGUGCACUGGCGCAGAGUCGUCACCGGCAGAUUGCAUGCAAGAGAAAUCCUUCUUCUGUCGCAUUAGCGGUGGUAAAGAGUGUGAGGGAGAUCUUCAGUACUAUCCCUUCAGAAUGACUCCUUAUUUGAUGAAGGUUCAGGAUACGGAGCACUCUGAAGAUCAGUUCUGCUGCCUCCUGCUGGCCGAGAGAGUGCACUCCGGCUACGAAGCUCCAAGGAUCCCCACGGAUAAACGAAUCUUCACCACAACACACACUCCAAGCUGUGUGUUUCAGGAUGUGGACGAGAGGGCCGUUCCAUUACUAGGAUACCUGCCACAGGAUUUGAUUGGCACACCUGUCCUGCUGCACCUGCAUCCCAGUGAUCGACCAAUCAUGCUCGGCAUCCACAGGAAGAUCCUGCAGUAUGCUGGCCAGCCGUUUGAUCACUCAAUCCGCUUCUGUGCUCGUAACGGAGAGUACAUCACCAUCGACACCAGCUGGUCCAGCUUUGUCAAUCCCUGGAGCCGCAAAGUUUCCUUCGUCAUCGGCAGACACAAAGUUCGCAUGGGUCCAGUGAAUGAAGAUGUGUUUGCAGCUCCGACCGCACCUGAGGGAAAAUCCAUAGACUCAGACAUCCAGGAGAUCACAGAGCAAAUUCACAGACUCCUGCUGCAGCCGGUGCACAACAACGGUUCGAGCGGCUAUGGGAGUCUGGGAAGUAAUGAUCACCUGCUGAGUGUGGCAUCGUCUAGUGAAAGUAACGGCAAUGGAACACGCCCGCGACAAGAGGAAGAGGAUAGCAGGAGAGCCAAACCGAGGACCUUUCAAGAGAUCUGCAAAGGAGUUCACAUGCAGAAAAACCAGGAGCUGCAGUCCAAGAAGAGCCCUACAAAGCUUCUACAGAAAAGUCCAGUGGUUCGACCCAAGGAUUCUGUGUAUCCUGUGAACUGGAGAGGGUCUGCUGAGGAGCAGCAUGCUGCAGUGCAAGAGGAGCUGGCCUUCAAAGACCAGACCGUCUACUCCUAUCAGCAGAUUAGUUGCCUGGACAGCGUAAUCAGGUAUUUGGAGAGCUGUAACAUGCCCAUUACAGUGAAGAGAAAGUGCCAAUCCUCCUCAAACACGACAUCCUCAAACUCAGAUGAAGACAAGCAGAGAGGUGUUGAGAGCUCCUUGAAAGUGUCAGAAGAUGUGAACCAUCUAAAGGACCAACCAGGACUCUCAUCAUUAGAUGUGUCAAAGAAGCCUCCAGGCUCUGGUGUAGUGAGUCCGUCUCUGACUCCACUCGCGCUGCCCAGUAAACCUGAAAGCGUGGUGUCCAUCACCAGCCAGUGCAGCUACAGCAGCACCAUUGUACACGUAGGAGACAAGAAAGUCGUAUCCUCAACAAGAAACAUCUCUUCAAAGCAAGAAUUCUCUUCCAAACUUCAAAAGAUCAUCGAGGACGUCCCCAGCGCUGAAGGCACUGAAGGUCAGGGUCUCACUGUUCCUCCGGCCGCAGUCUCGCCGCACAAUCAGGAGCGAGAGGCUUACAAGAAACUGGGCCUGACCAAGCAAGUUCUGGCGGCGCACACCCAGAAGGAAGAGCAGGCGUUCCUCAGCCGCUUCAGAGAGCUGCGAGGUGUGCACGCUUUUAAAGCCGACUGCUCCCUCUAUCUGGAGAGACAGAAAGGACAAGUCACAUCUGAGGCUGUUCCCAUUGCUCGUUCCUGUAAGCAGGGUGGUGGCGGCGCACAGGAGACCACCGGGACCCGCCGGGGUCGCAACAAGAAGACCAAAUCCAAACGCAUCAAGCCAAAUGAGUCUUCUGACAGCACGCCUUCAGGCCGUAGACCGCCACCCAGACCUCAGCUGCAGGGCCUCAACCAGACCUCCUGGUCUCCCUCGGACACAUCCCAAUCCACCUUCCCCAUUGCCUAUCCAGCUGUGAUGCCUACGUACCCGCUGCAGAUGUACCCGGGAGCCGGCAGCAUGCAGCCCAGGGUAGAUGCUCCGCUCUCAGGCUUCGGCGAGAGUCAGUGCAGCCAGGAUCCGCGUAUCCCCAUGCAGCCCAUCCAGACACCAUAUUCAGCUCCUCUGGUCACACCCAUGGUGGCGCUGGUGCUGCCCAACUACAUGUUCCCACAGAUGGGUGGCGCUCCACGGCAGCCAUUCUACCCCAAGCAGGGAAGUUUCCCUGCACAGCCUACCUUUCAACCUCAGCCUAGUUUCGCAGCGCAGGCGCCAUUCCCUCCGCCGUCCACGUUCACCAUACAGACCCAGUUUGCCCCCCAGAACCCCUUUACCGCACAGACUCCAUUUCCACCACAGCCGUUUCCGUUCGUGUGUCCCGAGGAGCCCCCAAAACCGCCGGAGCCCGAGCUGAGGGAGGAGCCUUCACGAAGCCCCACUCCUCAGUCCAUGGGUGGAGGCGGGCCGCCGUCCCCGCCUUUGUUCCAGUCGCGCUGCAGCUCGCCUUUGCAGCUCAACCUACUGCAGUUAGAGGAGACUCAGCGCUUUGCUGAGAGACAGGAGAGCACGGCGCCUUCUGUUGUACCACAGGCCAACUGCACCAGUAGUGUGGAGAAAGCAGGAAGCACAGCCGGGCAAGCUAAAACUGACAGGGAUGUGCCACAGGAUGAAAUGUCACCUGUCGACGGUCAGCAUAGCGAUGCAUUCUCAUCAUCUAGUGACCUGCUGGACAUUCUCCCAGAGGACUCUCGCUCCGGCACCGGCUCUGCCACCUCAGGCUCCAUGGGCUCUGGGUCUAACGGCUGUGGAACAUCUGCUAGCGGCGGGUCUGCCAGCAGAACUGGAAGUAGCAACACAAGCAACAACAGCAGUAACUACUUCGGCAGUGUGGAUUCUUCCCAGAAGUCCCAUAAGGCCAAGGGGCAAGACUCUGGUUCGGGCUCUGGGGCGCUGGCGCUGGAUGGGAGUGAGACCCUAAUUAAGAAUGUACUGCAGGAUCCACUGUGGCUGCUCAUGGCUAACGUGGAUGAAGAUGUUAUGAUGUCAUACCAGUUACCAUCUCGUGACAUCCAGAAGGUUCUGAGGGAGGACAGGGAGAAGUUGCGGCAGAUGCAGAAAAGUCAGCCGCGCUUUACAGAGGAGCAGAAGAGAGAGCUGGUGGAGGUGCAUCCCUGGAUGAGAAGAGGUGGGCUGCCCAAAGCCAUCGACGUCAAGGCGUGUGUCGGCUGUGAAGAGGUCAGUGAAACCCUGACAGAGGAGGAUCCACCAGAUCUGCACAUGGGAGAAACAGAAAGCAGUGAUGUCACAGCGCCUCCGGCCAAUAGCAGUGAAGACUCUACACACUCAGAAACACACGGCUGUCCCGGUCCUGUCACCUGAACUGAACCCCUCUUCUCACCUGUAACAAUACAGACCUCGUCUGAUCAGACAAAGCGGACAUUUUAGCAUCGAAAAAUGCUCCUGCCGCAGCCUCGGACCUUCAUGAAGACUCGUUCUGUUGCUUGUCUGUGUGAAUGUGUUUGUGUGAAUUUGUACAGAUUUGUAAAUACAUGAAUGAGUGGGAGAAUAAACCAGAGUGAAUGAAUCAUUUCCAGACAGUCUAAACUGUCUCUAAAGCCAGACUCUGAGCUGUUCAGUGACCAUUACUGUUAGAUUUUAAUAUUAAGGAAUAAUAUUUCCUUUUCAGUGUUUCCCUGACAGUUUUUUCCUUAACGUGCACAUACACGUUCUAACUUAUUUCUAACUUUUUAUAAAAAAAACAAACAAAAACAAAACUAUUUUAUGUUUUUUUUUUCUUCUUCUAAAUAGACGUAUAAGCUUUUGAAUCGUUUCUUCUGGUGUUUGAUAAUUGUGUUGUUGGAUACGUUUCUGAUAUCCUUUCAAAUUCACAAUUUAACUGAGGACUUGUGGUUUGUGAGCUGAAGUAUUAUUUAUUAAACUACGACAGAUGGAACAUGCUCUACAUAAUUGGCACAAACUACGAUAACUUAGUUGCGGCACUUUGCUUUAGCACUUGCAGCUUAUUUGAUCAGAUAGUGAAUGUGUCAAGAACUUAAUGCGGUGCAUUUGUUGCAUUAGUAGCAUUAGGUGAAUUUAUGUGAAAAGUAUUUCAAGCUAAAGAGUUGAGGUGCUGUUGUCUUGUUCAGAUUGGCUGUCUGAUGGUCUGUUGCGAUGUAGUACCUCCAGUGUUACAUUUCUCCUCUUUUAUAAGCCCUAGAUUGAAUCUACUCAGACAGAGGUCUUAAGAGUGUCCCUACUUAAACCUGUGAAAACCUGCUGUAUGACUCACAACUACCAUAAAUCCCCAGCACAAAAGCACCUUAUUAGGGACAUAUGGGCAGAAUGAGAUUUCAGUAUCCGGUUUAAAGGUCUAUGUUUUGAAAAUAACUAAAACACUAAUUUGGAGGUCAACUUGGCAUUAAGCUUUUAAUGUCAAGCGUUUAGCCCACGUUGUGAAUAAAUGUGCUUGUGUUCUGUACUUUUGAACUCGUUAAUAAAUGUUCCUUCAUGCUGAA